Striga asiatica is the source of this 1646-nucleotide messenger RNA. The record is from the annotation of a GenBank genome assembly. Lineage: Eukaryota; Viridiplantae; Streptophyta; Magnoliopsida; Lamiales; Orobanchaceae.
UUCUAAGCCACCACUUUCCUCUCUAUCUUCUUCUCUUCUUCCCUGCAACCUUCAUAGUUCAUACCUCAUAAUCAAUUAGGCUGCAACACAACCUAUUUUUCCAAUUUCAAUUUUAUUUCAAUUUUUUUUAAUUUUAAUUUUAUUAAUAUUCACUCACGAAUAUUGCCUGAACCCUAGAGAGAGGAAAUGGGCAACUGCUGGCCCAAGCCCGUCGACAAUCUCCCCACCGCCAACCUCACUCGGCCCACUAGCCCAGCCAACGGCCACGGCCGCCGCGGAUCGGCGGCGAUGGAUCAGGGAGGCGGCGGAGGGCCGGUUCCGGCGAGCGGGAAGAUUGUGACGCCGAACCUGAAGAUGUUCACGCUGGCGGAGCUGAGGAGCGCCACCAGGAACUUCCGGCCGGACACGGUGCUCGGAGAGGGGGGAUUCGGCCGGGUUUUCAAGGGGUAUGUCGACGGGAAGACGCUCGCGCCGUCGAAGGUCGGCGUCGGAGUUCCGGUCGCCGUCAAGAAGUCCGAUCCCGACAGCCAACAGGGCCUCAAGGAAUGGCAGGCAGAGGUGAAAUUCUUGGGUAAAUUUAGUCACCCAAAUCUUGUUAAAUUGUUGGGUUACUGUUGGGAGGAAAGACAAUUUCUCCUUGUCUAUGAAUAUAUGCAAAAGGGAAGCUUAGAAAGUCAUCUCUUUAGAAAGGGUUCUGGGGAAACAAUACCAUGGGAAAUAAGGAUGAAAAUAGCAAUUGGAGCAGCUCGAGGCCUUGCUUUCCUCCACAACACAGAAAAACAAGUCAUUUACAGAGAUUUUAAGGCCUCCAACAUUUUACUCGACUCAGAGUACAAUGCAAAGCUUUCGGACUUCGGGCUUGCAAAGUCGGGCCCGGACAAUGGCAACUCACACGUCACAACUAAGGUGGUCGGCACUUAUGGUUACGCUGCUCCUGAGUAUAUGGCUACUGGUCAUUUGUAUGUGAAAAGCGACAUCUACGGUUUUGGAGUGGUGCUUUUAGAGAUAAUAACGGGCCUGCGAGUGCUGGACCUCAGACGGCCCACUGGGCAGACCAAUUUGGUGGAUUGGGCCAAGCCUUUCCUGCCUAACAAAAAGAAGCUGAGGAAACUAAUGGACCCCCGGCUUCAGGGUCAGUACCCAUCAAAGGCCGCGUUUGGCAUAGCGGAGCUCAUACUAAAAUGCCUCGAGCCCGACCCAAAAUGUCGGCCCGAUAUGGAGGAAAUUUUGGGUGAAUUGGAGAAGAUGAAUGAAAUUCACAUGAAGCCCAAGGAACUUAAAGCCCGAGGGAAACAACACCAACAAAAUGGGGACCUCUAUCCCCAGUACCCCGAUUGGGCCCACCACACGUACGAAGGCAGCGGUGGUGGUCGGGCCCAUGGGGCUGGCCCAAGGCAUCACAAUGCGAAGGUGGUCCGGACUUGUUGAUGGGUUUUUGAGUCGGGCUUGGUUUGGGCCUCUGAUCGACUUGGAAUUCGGUUUUGUAAUACAUGAGUCCUUGGAUUUUUGUUUGUGGUGGCCCAAUAUGGAGUUGUUAGUUGAUCUUUGUCUUGAAGUAUAGCACCUACAACUUUUUAAAUUAUUUUAUUUUAUUUUUUGGUAUGUUUUUGUAUAUUUUUUAUAACAACAACAAAAAAACAACAACA